Mangifera indica (mango) is the source of this 1321-nucleotide messenger RNA. RefSeq names its product phosphatidylinositol transfer protein 3-like. The transcript is spliced from 6 exons. Lineage: Eukaryota; Viridiplantae; Streptophyta; Magnoliopsida; Sapindales; Anacardiaceae. Bases 159 to 1166 code for a protein of 335 amino acids. Gene Ontology annotation, molecular function: phosphatidylinositol transfer activity. The record is from RefSeq and is a predicted model, not a curated record.
UCACGCUACAUCUCGCAAUUUUUUUUUUUUUAAAUUGCACGAUAACUCUUUCAUAAGUUGACCUUGGUUUCCUGGUUUUCACUGAUUAAGGAGCUCCCAAAUAAUUGUUCGUUUCAGGAUUAAAUUCUUCGAUCGCUCAGGGAGACUUCUUGUAAGCUAUGAGCGACAGUAUAAAGCAAUCUCCGUCAAAUGGUUGUGAGAAGCCCUUCUCAUCUGAAGAGCAGCAAGCUAAGAUUAAUGAGGUGAGGAAGUUGCUGGGGCCAUUGUCUACUAGGUCAUCUAUUUAUUGCUCUGAUGCAGCAGUCUCAAGAUAUUUAACGGCACGGAAUUGGAAUGUCAAGAAGGCAACUAAAAUGUUAAAAGAAACAUUAAAAUGGAGAGCAGAAUACAAACCAGAAGAGAUUCGUUGGGAUGAGGUUGCUCGUGAAGCAGAGACAGGGAAAAUCUACAGAUCAAAUUAUGUUGACAAGUAUGGGAGAACAGUUCUUGUCAUGAGACCUGCUUGCAAGAAUUCAAAGUCGACUAAAGGACAAAUUAGAUAUUUGGUGUAUUGCAUGGAGAAUGCUAUUUCAAAUAUGCUACCAGACCAGGAACAGAUGGUCUGGCUAAUUGAUUUCCAAGGUUUCAAUUUAUCACACAUUUCAGUGAAGGUAACACGGGAAACAGCCCAUGUUUUACAAGACCGUUAUCCAGAGCGCCUUGGUCUCGCGAUACUAUACAACCCUCCCAAGUUCUUUGAACCAUUCUGGACGGUGGUAAAACCCUUUCUAGAGCCAAAGACUCAGAAUAAAGUCAAAUUUGUUUACUCAGAUGAUCUCGACUCCAAGAAAAUAAUGGAGGAGCUAUUUGACAUGGAUAAGUUGGAGUCUGCAUUUGGUGGAAAUGAUAACUCUGGUUUCAACAUCGAUAAAUAUGCCGAGAGGAUGCAGGAAGAUGACAAGAGAAUGCCCUCUUUUUGGGCAAAAGAAAAAGAAAGUCGUCCUCCAGUAGAACCCCAAUCUACCCUCACUUUAGCUGCUUCCAAUUCUUUUAACUUAAACUCUGAUUCUGAUAUUUCUGACAAAGAGAAAACAGCUGCUUCGCCAUCCGAUGAAAUAGACUCAGAAGCUGUGUCCCCAAAUGAAAUUACUGACUGUAGCAAGACUGUUGGGGGAGAAGCACAUUAGGCUAAAGAUGAAACAGCAUAAACUGGCCCUGUUUUUGGGGUAUGGUGACCAUUGAAGCUUAACAUAUUCAGUAGAAUGAGAAUUAAACAUCCUUUCUCAACUUGUAUCUUAUUAUUGUGAACAUUCAAUGCAUGAAUUUUUUAAACUUGAGUUCA